Scatophagus argus is the source of this 1433-nucleotide messenger RNA. Its product is annotated as ras-related protein Rab-25-like. Gene Ontology annotation, biological process: exocytosis. The coding region runs from base 296 to 931 and encodes 211 amino acids. Lineage: Eukaryota; Metazoa; Chordata; Actinopteri; Scatophagidae. The transcript has 5 exons. Gene Ontology annotation, molecular function: GTP binding; GTPase activity. The record is from RefSeq and is a predicted model, not a curated record. Gene Ontology annotation, cellular component: recycling endosome.
CGGGACUCGUGUCCUGCCUGCCUGCCUGCCUGCCUGCCUGCCUUCCUGCCUGCCUGUCCUUAAUCAGCAGUUACCCCUAUUCACAGAUGACAAAGAAACCGGGUGGGUGCAGCUGAACCUGUUCUUUUUCUUCUCCAUUUUUAACUUAACUCUCUCUCCACACUGGAGGGAGAGGAAGAGGAGCAAGGCCGUAUUUGUUUUUUUUUCCUGUCUGUGUUUUUUUUAAACUAAUAUUGAAAGUGGCUUCAGGACAUUUAACCAAGUGAAACAGGAACCCUACGCCACUGAAUGCAGGAUGGGGUCGGACGAGUCGUACAAUUUUGUCUACAAAGUGGUUUUGAUAGGCGAGUCUGGAGUAGGAAAGAGCAACCUUCUGUCCCGCUUCACAAAAAAUGAGUUCAGCCACGACAGUCGCACCACCAUCGGUGUCGAGUUUAGCACGCGGACUGUUCAGUUGAACCACUUCACCAUCAAAGCCCAAAUCUGGGACACAGCGGGGCUGGAGCGAUACAGGGCUAUCACAUCAGCGUAUUACAGGGGAGCUGUUGGAGCACUGUUGGUCUACGACAUGAGCAAGCACCUGACCUAUGAGAGCGCAGAGCGUUGGCUGAAAGAGCUGUAUGACCAUGCAGACCCUCACAUCGUGGUGAUGCUGGUGGGAAACAAGAGUGACCUGGAGACCCUCAGGACUGUGCCCGCAGACGAGGCCAAAGACUUUGCAGAAAAGAGAGGCCUCAUGUUUAUGGAGACAUCAGCACUGGACGCCACCAAUGUUGAAGCUGCUUUCAAUGAGGUCCUCACAGCGAUCCAAAAGAAGGUGGCCAGCAGAGAGGUGACCCGCGGCUCCAUCAGUGCUGUGACCCUGUCCAGCCCCAUCGGACCCACCAGUGAGACAGAGCAGAAGGAGAGGAGCUGCUGCAAGAGCUCCUAACAGACUGCUGCUCCAUGAGGACCUGCUCUGUCCAUGUAUGACCAGCAUUUUAUUUGACUUGAUGUUCAGACUCGAGCAUGACAUCACUCACACACAAGAGCGAGGUACCUGGUUGACACCUGAGCAGUCAAAGCCUCUUUAAAUAUAAAAGCUGUACAGUAUAUAACUAAAAUAUAAGAAAUUGAUAGAUGCAAAUGCAAAGUAAAUCUAUUUUAUGAAGUAUAUUUCCAUUGGUGGCUAAUUGACAGCUUUUGCUACAGAUUUUGCUACAGCUGUGCUUUUUUCCCUUCACCAUGUCGUUUUAUAAAGGGGCAUUGUGAAAUUGUAUUGCCUUCUUAAAGGAUUGCACUGGGAUUAAUUUGGAAUAAAUUAUUUAUGUUUUUCUGUCUGCAAGUAAUUACCUCACAAGGACCUGAAUUUAUUUGUCUGCAUUAGACACAUUAUCUAAACAAGAUGGGGAAACAACAGGAAGAACUGAUGUGAAAUAAAGACAGCAGUGGGG